AUGCUCGGUGUGGCCUCGAUCUACCUGCUCAUCCGCGUGCUGGCCCUCGAGAUGUGGACAUGCGGCCUCGACGCCCUCAAUUCGACUGACUCUUCGGCAUGCGGUCAAACCGAGCAAGCUUGCCCUGGGAAGGAUGGACAGCCAAUCUGUGUGCCAAAGGACACCGUGCUCAACGCGACUGCUACAAGCUGUCAGACCAAAGGAUGCCUGGCCGGUCGCGGCGAAGUCUUUGCGGGGAAGGACUCGUUUUGCGUGCCGUUCGACAUGCUCGGCAAGGAACAUCUGCCCGACAGCUGGACAUUUGCUGGUUGUCAGGUCCCUGGUCUAAUGGAUUGUGGAACGCGCGACGUGCCUCUAUGUGUCCCACCCACGGCCAUCCUGAAGUACGACAGCGAGACGCGCAUCUGUACCUUAUCUGCUUGCAACGAGGAGCCCUCCAACUACCCCUGCAAGCAACCCAACGGCGACUCGCUGUGCACCUUCUUCUCGCACAUCAAGACUCUCCACGACAACGGCACAUGCGAGCCGUCGGCUGAAUCUGAAGUCUGCCCGCCCGCCCACGUCAACUGCGGCAAGUACGACCCGAUCUGCAUCCCGAUGUACACGCCGCGAUUUCGCGCCGCCGACCUGCGCUAUUUCAACGACCGCACGAGGGAGUGCCAAGAUGAGCGCUGCCCUAUCGGCCACCAUCCAUGUUCCAUCCGCGAGAAGGGCGACAAGAAAAUCUGCAUGCCAUACUGGCAUAUCAAGUCCGUCGGUGAUCACGACAGCUGCCAGCUCGUCAACCCCAACGAGUUGCCGAACCUGAAGCCGGCGAAGGAGUGCGCGGGUUUGAAGAACACGUUGGCCUGCUGGGCGGCCAACGACGACUACACGUGCAUCGGAUUCGAGCGGAUCAACUCGAUGAUCGUCGACAAGCAGAACAAGACCAUCUGCACAUUUGCAAAAUGCACCGGAGAAGAUGCCCUCUUGUGCAGCGCCGAGUGUCAAUCCAUCCACGAGGUCAAGAGGGUGCUGCCGGGGGGAGAGUGCGAAUUCCGCACCCUCCGCCGUGGUCAGAUCAUCAUGAUCAUCUCGUGCUCCAUCAUUGGAACCGUGGGAGCGAUCGCUGUUGCGGCCUUGCUCACCCGCGCCAUCAUCCUCCAGAAGAACCGGAACAAGCCGAUCGAGCAUCGCCCGUGCAGCAUGGAGAACAAGCACCAAGAUGGCGACAGCAACGAGAAGCGCCCGUUCCUCCCCUCCAAGAACCCGAAGGCGUUCAACGAGAAGCCUCAGGUC
Molecule: messenger RNA, 1278 nt
Organism: Mesorhabditis spiculigera
Lineage: Eukaryota; Metazoa; Nematoda; Chromadorea; Rhabditida; Rhabditidae
Source: the annotation of a GenBank genome assembly